This is a messenger RNA of Funneliformis mosseae, 183 nucleotides long. The record is from the annotation of a GenBank genome assembly. NCBI's taxonomy places the organism in Eukaryota, Fungi, Glomeromycota, Glomeromycetes, Glomerales, Glomeraceae.
AUGCGUACUUCGAGACAACAAAUGAUGAAUAAUUGGCCUCCACCUUCAACCAAUAUUGCGAAUCCCUCAUAUGGCUUGCUAUAUACAAUGGCCGAAUCCGUUAGUAUUAUAUUGGUUGUUGGUGAUAUUGACAUAAAGAAACACACGACAACCUUUAAAGAACCAACCAAAAAUAUAGAAUAG